Hypomesus transpacificus is the source of this 1692-nucleotide messenger RNA. RefSeq names its product fibroblast growth factor 20a (gene fgf20a). Gene Ontology annotation, biological process: positive regulation of cell population proliferation; positive regulation of protein phosphorylation; regulation of cell migration. The record is from RefSeq and is a predicted model, not a curated record. Gene Ontology annotation, molecular function: fibroblast growth factor receptor binding; growth factor activity. Gene Ontology annotation, cellular component: cytoplasm. NCBI's taxonomy places the organism in Eukaryota, Metazoa, Chordata, Actinopteri, Osmeriformes, Osmeridae. The transcript is spliced from 3 exons. Bases 405 to 1031 code for a protein of 208 amino acids.
AUUUACAUACGGAAUAUAUUUAAAGUGAAACUCCCCUCCUUCUGGCACGCACACUAUCAUCUGAACACGCAGUGAGCACGAGCUGACUGGGAGCAGUGAGUAGCGCUCCAACGGUAACCGCAUCAACGGGUAGAGAAGGAAAAGCAAAACGCACGAGAGGACUACCUAACGCUGGGGAAACAGAGCAGAGGGGAGUAUCCCGGGUUCCCAAGAGAGCAUGUGCUAAACGGUGGAACGGAAAACGCGGAUGUAAAUAUAACGGGAACAGCAAAUAACCGCAAUCAGUGACUGCGCAAAACACACACAUCCUCAGGAUUUCUGUUUGAGGGAGAGGCAGACACACAUACACACGUUAACUUUUCUCCCGGUACAAGACGUUUGAAGCUCUGUUCCGUGAAUCGGUGAUGGGGGCAGUGGGCGAGGUGGGCAGCUUUUCGCACGGUCUGGAUAGCUUCAGUCACGGUUCACAUUUUGUCCUGACUCCCGCGGUAGACUCAACCGGACUGAUGGGAAGCGAACACCUUCUCUCCGCCGAACGGCUGUCACGGAGCACGCCCUCGGACUUAACUCACCUUAAGGGGAUCUUACGGAGAAGGCAGCUCUACUGUAGCACCGGCUUCCACCUCGAGAUCCAAUCUGACGGUACAGUGCAGGGCACGCGGAAGGACCACAGCAGAUUCGGUAUCCUGGAGUUCAUCAGCCUGGCUGUGGGGCUGGUGAGCAUCCGAGGUGUGGACAGCGGUCUGUACCUGGGCAUGAACAACAAGGGUCAGCUGUACGGAUCUGUAAAGAUGUCAGCGGAGUGUGUGUUCAGGGAACAGUUCGAGGAAAACUGGUACAACACGUACUCCUCCACCCUCUAUCGCCACGGCGACCGAGGGGCCUUCUACUACGUCGCCCUCAACAAAGAUGGCUCUCAGAGGGCCGGGGCGCGAUCCCGGCGACACCAGCGCUUCACACACUUUCUGCCUCGGCCUGUGGACCCCGACCGGGUACCGGAGCUGUACCGGGACGUGAUGGAGCAGAGCUGAGGAACGGCAGCGCCGGGAGGAGGAGGGAGGGGUUCCGCCUGGAGAACGGAGAACCAGAGGGAACGGAGAACGCUGGGUUCUCUUGAGGAUUCUCCCGUGAAGAGUGUCUGCAUGUCCUUGCUUGGCUCCUCCUCCUGGCUCUCGGACACAUUUUCCCACGGAAACAAGAUGGCGGUUCGAUUGUUGCGCCGGGGCGGUGGGCGAGAGGAGGCAGGUCUGAGGACAGCAGGGUCAAAGGUCACCGGUUCUCAUCACAGCCCCAAUUCUUCGUGUCCUGAUGUGGUUGGACCAAGGACAAGGAACUACAUGUGUUGAAUAAACUGACCUAGUUUUCCUGAGGAGGGCAGGUGGCUUUGUUUUCAGCACUGCUGAUGUCAUCUUUACAGGACAGGAACUGAUUGGUUGAUGAGAGAUUCUUAUUGGUUGACGGUGGAAGUAAGGGAAGAAGAACAAGAAGUGGGUGGUCUUCCAGCGGAGUGUGGAGGACCUGCUGUUCCUCUGUGUUACCCGAAAGUGAACUACCACGUUCUGAGGGAAGGUUCUAGAAGCCUAGUGAAGGAAUUCUGUUUUGUACUUCUGUGACUGCAUUCUAUAACUGAAAACACGCAUGGGACUGCAUCAAAAACCUGUUUAAACCUGUUUUUCUUUAUUUAUGCAUUUU